This is a messenger RNA of Arachis stenosperma, 1929 nucleotides long. Its product is annotated as aladin. The coding region runs from base 219 to 1619 and encodes 466 amino acids. NCBI's taxonomy places the organism in Eukaryota, Viridiplantae, Streptophyta, Magnoliopsida, Fabales, Fabaceae. The transcript is spliced from 14 exons. Gene Ontology annotation, cellular component: nuclear pore. Gene Ontology annotation, biological process: nucleocytoplasmic transport. The record is from RefSeq and is a predicted model, not a curated record. Gene Ontology annotation, molecular function: protein binding.
CUGGCUCUCAAACAAUCACACUCAAAACACCACCACCCACCGCCGCAGCUCGCGGAAGCUGUGAAGUUGCAUUCGAAGUCGCCGGAAUAAGUCGUAACACGAGACGACUCAUCCACACGGCAACAUCUGCCACCGCAACGGUGCAACCAUUAAUUCAUUCGAUUCUCUCAUUCAGAAGCUUUCCUAACUUAUUCUCUCUAAAACCCUACAUCGCAGCCAUGGCUUCCUUCCCUCCUCUUGGUUCCGUCACAAUCUGCGAAGUCAACCGUGAACUCAUUACCGCCAACGAACUCUCCGACGACCGAGCCAAUGCAACCUAUGGAAAGAUUCUUGGAAUGGUGUUCAGCCCUGUGCCAUUUCAGUUGGAGCAGGAGCUGGAGAGGUCGCCAUCCCCUUCUCCGCCGCCUCUAGAAAGUGAUACUGGCGAACAAGAAGGAACACCGGCAGCGGCGGCGGCGGCGGCAAUGGCAGCUGAGGUUGUUCAGAAGAAAAGUCUUGUGGCAGUCUUGGAAGGCUUUGUAAGCGGGUGUCUCAGACGCCUAUUUUACCCUAAUGAUGUGCAUUUGUUGCCAGAGGUUGAUCUAAAAGGAGUGAGCUGGCACCUGAAUAAGCAUAUAGUUGCGUUUAUAUCAGGGCGGACACAGGUCAUCAUCCGCGAUUAUGAAGAUUCAGAGGGGAAGGAGCCAACUAUCUUGACCAAUGAAUCACAGAGAGAUGUUAGAGUACUAGAGUGGAGGCCCAAUGGUGGGAGGAUGCUUGCUGUUGGUUGCAAGAGUGGGAUAUGCAUUUGGGCAGCUUCUUAUCCUGGAAAUGCAGCAUCUGUCAGAUCCGGCACUGCUUCAUUUUUGGGAAGUUUGUCUAGAGGCUCGGGAAUCCGGUAUAUCUUGGUUGAUUUUCUUCGCAGUCAGAAUGAUGAACAUGUUAGCGCACUUACUUGGAGUCCAGAUGGAAGAUACUUAGCUUCUGCUUCAUAUGAGAGCUCUGCAUUCACUGUGUGGGAUGUUGCUCAAGGUAUGGGGACGCCAAUUCGUCGGGGAUUAGGAGGCAUAUCAACGUUGAAGUGGUCACCUACUGGAGAUUACUUCUUUGCAUCAAAAUUUGAUGGCACAUUUUAUCUUUGGGAAACAAAUACCUGGACAUCAGAACAAUGGUCAUCAACUAGUGGUUUUGUCAAGGGUGCAACAUGGGAUCCAGAUGGGCGAAUGAUACUGCUUGCAUUUUCUGAUUCCUCGACUUUGGGAUCUGUUCACUUUGCAUCAAAGCCUCCCUCCUUAGAUGCGCAUUUGUUACCUGUAGAUUUGCCAGAGAUAUUAUCAUUGAUAAGAAGAAGUAAGGGAAUUGAAAAGAUAGCAUGGGAUGAUUCUGGGGAGCGAUUAGCUUUGUCAUUUAAAGACGGAGAGGAUAUUUACAGGGGUCUGAUUGCCAUAUAUGAUACUAGAAGGACUCCUCUUAUAUCUACAUCAUUAAUUGGAUUUAUAAGGGGACCUGGAGAAAAUCCAAGGCCAAUUUCUUUUUCAUUUCAUGGGAAGUUUAAGCAGGGACCAUUGCUCUCUGUGUGUUGGAGCACUGGAUUUUGUUGCACUUAUCCUCUGCUAUUUCGCUCUCAUAUGCUUCCGUGAAGGGAAAUUCUGUAAUCGUCCGGCGGCUGUAUACAAAUUUUGGAGCAAGAGCAAGAAGCUGACUUUGAUGUCAAGUUCAUUUGUUCAAUGUUUUGGUAUUUUUUAAAUGCAAUGCAACUAUCCUUCUUUAGUGUUUAAAUAGUAGCAAAAGAAAAGGCCAGUGGAAUAGUGGUGUAUUUGUUUGGCGAUUUAGUUGAUAAUUCUGAUGUAUAUCAACCACAGGUAAAAAAUUGGAAGUGUAAUGAAAAAAGUCAAAAAAUACAUUAUAUUAUGAUGAAUGAUGAUGAAUAUGAAUAUGAGGUCUUGUUUA